Molecule: messenger RNA, 34471 nt
Organism: Paramuricea clavata
Lineage: Eukaryota; Metazoa; Cnidaria; Anthozoa; Malacalcyonacea; Plexauridae
Source: the annotation of a GenBank genome assembly
AUGUCUUCUAACAAAGCUGCAUCAUGGAAGCGAUGUCCCAUUGGCGAACUCGCGAGGAAACGAAAACUUUUGAGAGAUAGUUACCUUCAAGCUGAUGUCAAACGUGUAGAAUUGGUAAACGAACUGGACUGUGUUCAUCACGACAUAGAUAAAAUGUCAAAAAGGGUGAGGAAAAGUUAAUAUUCAUUACUAAAAAUACUUAAAUAUUUUGUUUAGCAAAUUUCACAAAUUCAUUUUAAUGUGCAAUGUAUUUGUGCAAUGUAGAAGACUGUGCAUUGUAUAAAUGUGUUUUACGCUACUGAUUGAAGAACAAUAAGUAGGAUGAAUAAAUGCAGGCUAAUAACCAUGUCCCUUGCAAUAUUGACAUAAUGACAUGUGAAAAAUUAAUUUCGCGAAUUAAAGGUUCUUAUAACAAUUAAAUUGUUAGAUUGAUCGCCAUAAGGAGAAGUUAGCUGAUCUGUGUUUAAAUGAGCAGGCGUUGUCUGAAAAACGAAGGCGACUUGAACCAAAAACCUUUGCAGGAUUUUCAAAAAGGAAGGAAACAAUAAGACAGAUGACACCAUCCACAUUAUGUCCGGACAACUCUGAGAAGCUAUGCUCGGAUAUACCAGUAAGAUCUGCACAAAGAAGACGUAAAGAAACACUGGACGCCUCUAAAAUUAUUCACGGAAACAGUGAAGGUAUAAUGGUACUCUCAUAUUAAAAGUAUGAAAUAUACCUACAGGUAUAUUACAGAAUAUGGUCCCAUCUGGCUAAAUAUGCGGAUAAUACAAAUCACUCUUAGGGGCUGUUUACAUGAGCCUCGGCUGACUGGGCUCCCCCGUUGGCUCAGACGGGAUCUCAGUAAACCAGGCCCAUAAUUAUACACUAAAAUGUUAUUUUUAAAGGAAUUCAGAAAGAGCCCCGGUGCCUCGGAUUAAUGUAAAGAGCCCCUUAGUGCUGGUAUAAAUAAUACUUGCACACCCACAUUCACAUUCUGACCAAAAAUGGUAAAGCUGCCCUUGAUGGUUUAUGGGUAACGUUAGCCAAUGAAUGUUUUGAACAACAGCUGCAUUCAUAUGUUGAAGCAUCACCCAAAAUGCAAAAGAUUAUUCCCAUGGUAGUUAAAACACAAACUAAGAGAGCCAUGAUAACAUGGUAAGAAGCUUGAAGGUCCUGUAUACAAAAGGACUUCUCUCAAAAGAAAAAUACAAAGCUAUAUGUCCAAGCAUUAUUUCAGUACCAUGCACAGAAUCUUCUCCUACAAUCACUAAUGCAAAACUUGUAUACUACGAUAAGCUUAUUGCAUUUGUUAAGUCUGUCGACAUUGACGAUAUCAAAGACUUUUCUCAUGCCUUUUGUCAAGGGUUGGAAGCGUUUGAAGAUCCAGUUAGUGAGUCUUAUAGAGAUCUCUGUAGUUAUCUUUUAGUAUUAGCAGAGCUAUAUAUCUUAAUUGAUCAAGCAUUAGGGUCUAACUCGUUUAUUAGGCAUUUUGGAAGCCUGCCAAUAUAUCACUUUAGGGUUGCAUUAGGGGCUGAUGGUGCUCCUUUUGGCAAAGAAGAAAAGGCUACAGCAUGGCUUGCCUCUUUAAUUAAUGCGGCACAACACAUUCAAAGUGAAAAUGAUAAUUUUAUCAUAUGUGGGGCAAAUUGUUCUGAAUGCCACAUAGGUAUGCAAAGGUAUGCUAAAAAGUUAGUGAGUGAAAUUUCAGAUAUUGAGAAGCAAUCAUACACUGUUGCUGGUUAUUUAGUAAGAUUUUCUGUAGAACUAAUCCCCAGUGAUAUGAAAUGGCUUUCCAUUAUGUCAGGGGAGCUUAAUAAUGCUGCUUAUUACUUUUCGCCAUUCGGAAAUGUAAACGAAGGAAACAAAUCUACUACAAAUGGGGUUUUAGGCAAAGAUUCUGCAUGCACAUGGCACCCAUGGGAUUAUGACGAGCGAAUUAAAUCUGCCGAAAAUGUUGCUAAUAAACGGGAGAGCUUAAAUCAAAGUAAGCUGUCUGAUGCAAGUAAACGAAAUAAGCUUUUGAAUUUCAUUAGAGAGCAGAAUUCAAGACAAGAGCAUGAACACAUCUUGGGUAAUCUCAUUGAUAAUGGGUUUGCAGAGCCACUCCACAAUAGUAACAACGGUUGGGGAAGCUUACAUAAUAUAAUGUUGGAAAUUGCUAUAGCUAAGUCAAAAAUCCCCCCUAGUGUCACAGAACUUAAUAGUUUACCUAGUCAAUGCAAGUUUAUUGUUUUUUUAACAAUACUGAAAGACACCUUACAUGUCACCAGGCUAGUUAAAAAGCUAAAGCAUUGGUUUAAGGAAAGUCGAAACAAGUCUUUCAUUUAUCGGUUCACUGGAAAAGAAACAAAACUAUUUUGCCAAAAAUUUGCAUUUGUUAUCCACUGCCUUAUUGAUAAAAAUGAUCCCCCAGAAGUGAAACAGAAAAUUUCGGCGCUAAAUUUCUGUUGCAUACAGCCUCGAGAUGCUACUGCAUAUUAUUCACGCGUUUUCAUUAAGUAAGAUGAAGUAGAAAAAUGUAAACAGGCCUGUCAAUAUUUCUUUAAUAUAUAUGCCCUUAUGUUAAGGUCAGUAACACCAACAGUUUGGACCAUAGGGUAUGCCAUUCCAGCACAUUUAGAAAUUCCAUUUCAGAGAUAUACAUUGGGUUUAGGCAUUAAUAGUAUGCAGAGAAGGGAGGCAAAGCAUGUUCGUCUCUCGCAAUUUGCUAAACACUCAACAAAAACUACCCGGUGGGCCAUGCUUUUGCGGCAUGAUUUCAUUGCAAACGUUUGGAUUCGCAAGCAAGAUCCUAGUUAUUGUACCUAUACAAAGUAUGAGCAUUGUUACAUACCCAAGGAAAUAGUCUUAGGUAACUUCUGCUACUGUGGUUUUCCUUUGGACCAACAAGUUACAGAGUGUUCUAUUUGUUCUUCAUCCAUGCAUAAGGCAAUUGCUAGGAGUGCCAGAGCUGGAGCUUUAGAACACACACAGAUUACAAGUACAGUAUGAAGUCAGCUGUUUUUUGCAAUAAUAUUGCUCUGGAUUACUACUCUAACUUUAUAGAAGUAGACAGAUUAUACUCGAAGACAAGCACUGAAGUUAUCCAAAAAUUAAAGGCACACAUGGCACGUUGCGGUGUACCUGAGCGGGUAGUCAGUGAUAACGGGCCACAGUACAGUUUCAGCGAGUUUCAGGACUUUGCUGCGCAAUAUGAAUUCGAACAUGUAACCACGUCGCCUCGAUAUCCUCAAUCAAACGGGAAAGCGGAAAGUGUGGUGAAGACAGCAAAGCGAAUUAUGAUGAAAGCGUUAGACGCGAAAGCAGAUCCUUAUCUGGCCAUGCUCGAACACAGGAACACACCAUCAGAAGGUAUGAGUACCUCGCCUGCACAACGAUUAUUUGGAAGGAGAACAAGAUCCACAAUUCUAACCUCGCGUAAAUUGCUUGAGCCUACCUGUAUGCAUUCUACAAAACAGGAGCUCCAACAGGCAAAAACUAAACAAGCUUACUAUUACAACAAGGGGUCUAAGAAACUUCCAACACUCAAGGUCGGUGAUGCAGUCCGUAUGAUGCCCGAGAAAGGAAAGAAAAGCUGGAGGAAAGGAAAGGUGAAAGCGAUUGUUAGUCCGAGGUCGUAUAUUGUUGCAACUGAUGAUGGAGGAAACUAUAGAAGAAAUCGCAGGCAUCUUCGAAAAACUGUGGAACGAGACGAGUUAGACGCAGACAUAGAAUUACCAAUGGAAGAACAUGAUGUACCAGACCAACAGCAGCUGCCAGAAUGCGAGGAACCGGUUGCUCAUGAACCUGGAGAGCAUGCAGCUCCCAAUGGUACAAGGAGAACAUCCAAUAGACAAACACGUAGACCAGCAUAUCUCGAGGACUAUGUCAUUGAAUCCUAAUGCAAGUUUAAUAAAUUAAAAACACGUUUAUGUUGAAAUUUGAAGGAGGAAGAUGUUAUGGGGUGUACUCAGGAACCUGGGACAUAAUUGCCCCUUAAAAUGAACAAGGACACCCCGAACCACAAUGUUUAUGUUAGGACUUGAUAUUCGUAAAAUAACAGUAUAGAACGUAUUGUUAUCGUCGGGAUUUAUGAAAUAAAAAAGCUUUUACAUGUUUAUACUUAACUUAACAAUGCUGGAACUUUUUAAUUUAAAAGUCGUGAAUAAAGAAGCGCCUUGGGCUUGUCUGACUUGGUAGAUCAACAACUGGAGUGGCGAAGCGAAACCGCGACGGUGUGAGUUCGAUUGUGUUUACCUUUGGAAUUUCCGAGUUUAUGUCUGAUGACUCCAUAAAUGGAAAUGUAUGAGGUAUUACUCCCUCGAAACAUGUUGCCAGAGUUGUUGUUGACAUUAUACCAGAAGCAUUUGAGGAAUCGGAAACCUUUUCGUUUAACGAAUUCAAAAAAGUGUGAUUGAGAAUGUGCUGCAGUUCCAAAGCCAAAGGCGAAAUGAUUGAUCAUGCAAAAGCUGCAUCAACAUCUUUUGUUCGAGCUCGUGCGCGCCAUGGGGAUGAUUUCGGAUGCUGUAUAAACAACAGAAGAGUUCAGAUCUCAAGAGAUUGACAGUAACGAGACACUAAUAUUUAUAUUAAAAUUUUGUGUUAUAAGAUUUUGUGUCAUAAAAAUGUAUGUUUUGAAAUUAUGAACUAGAACUAGAAGUAUGAAUUAAUUGAUAUUACUCUCAUAACAAUUCUGUUGAUGUUGGUUCAUCAUGUCUCUUCUUGACGGAGGGCAGUUGCUAAAUAUAUGUGUAUGGUUUGCUCUGUAUCAGAGCUCAUCAAAAUGCCAAGGAAACACUGAUGAAAUGUUGAUUUAUAUCAAUAAAAAAAUAACCUGGCAAGUUUUUAAAUUAUAUGUUCUUAUAUGCAGGCUUUUGCUUGCAAUUAGAGUGAAAACAAUUCUAGUAAUUAUUAGUUUCAAAAGUUUCUUAAUGUACAUCGUAUAGCCUAGGUUUCUGUAAUCAUAAUCGUUUAUAAACUAAAUAUCUUAGGGUAUGUGCUGCAUCGUACCCAGGCGCUUUAAAUAAUUACAUUACAUGAAGUAUUCAGGCAGGCAGGCGACGCGCGAAGGGGCUGUUGGGAAGGGUGCGUGCUGGGGAGCGCCUGGCAGUUCUUGUAUACUGUCAUGGCGGACAAACAUGGAAUUUAAUACAAAACGUUACCAUAUAUAUCGUCAUAUACUUAUUUUUUGACGAAGAGUCGAAUUGAACGCCAUUGGCAAAUAAUAAUAUACAUUUGUAGAUGUUCGAUGACAUACAAAAUGCGCGAAAUUUGAGUAAAUUACAUGGCAAGUUAACCGUGCGAAUAUUUCGAAUAUGUCAUUCGGUAUUACAUGGAGAAUAAUAGAAUGCUAUUAGUAUAAAACAGUAACAGAGAAAUGAUUAGAAAGUCAUAUAAUUCAUUUUGUAUUAAUAACUUCCUUAGCUGAAGGCUCGAUCAGUCGAUCACAAUGCCAAUGGCAAUUUCUAUUAAAUGUAUACUGUAAACAAAAGCCCAAGUAAAUAAAAGUUCACAGCCGUAAAGUUUGAAAUAUUUAUUACAACAGUGCAAUUUUAUAGUUUGUACCUUUAUAUAGUUAUAGUUUACAAAUAUAGAUCCUGCAAGUCUAGUUCUUCAACUCUUCGGUUGUUGACAUGUUAAUAUUGGAAUUUCCAUGGACUUUAAAUAAGGCAUAUGUCAUAUAUAUCGCCCUAUGUAAAGGAAUCCAAGAUGGUGUCGGAUUCCGGAUCCUGGCUCGUGGAUUCCGGAUCCUGAUCCGUGGAUUCCGGAUCCUGACCCGCGGAUUCCGGAUUCCUUCUUAAUAAUAGUCAGUGGAUUCCUUGACUAAUAGUUACUUUUUAUAAAGAUUUCAAUAACUAACCUGAAUAACAUCCGGUCAAAAUAAGGCUUUAUUAUAUUUUGUAAGAUUAGAGGACCUAAAACUGCUAAAGACUGCUGUAAACAUGCAUGCCAUAGUCUAAUACAUGUACAUCAGUAACCUUUAAACACUUUUAAAAAACAAAACAUGAUAUUAAAGCUUAUUACAUCAACAUAAUAACAAGAAACACUAAAUGUCAAUAUUACGAAGCAUUAUUCAUCAUUUGGUAAGUUCUGUUACCUAACGCAGUAUAAAACGACUAGUUCUUCUUCCUAACGAGCUCAUUCUUUCAUGUCUUAAUUAAUGGUCCUGUUUCUUGUGGUUCAGCAAAUACUCUUUCCUGCUCCUCUUCUUCAUCUUCACUUUCAUCAUGCCCGUUAGCAAGCCUACUCAACCGGAUGGCUUCGUUGGGAGACAAAAUAACAUUUCAACUGUCUUCAAGUAAGAAAUUGUCCACCUUUGCUAAGAUGCAGUUCGGCGAGUUUUCCAUUGAUAUGUCACCGCAAGUGUAAAUCAUUGGAUCUGUUGUUUGAUUAAGCCACUGAAAUUUUACAGCGUUGCUCUUGUAUUUUCUAGUAGCCAAUUCGACAUAAUUAUUUUGCAUCAGUACGGCAAGUCAAUAGGGGGACAAUUCUCUCCUACGAUUAUGUCUAACUGCAAUUACAUCAUCAUCUUUUAAGUAGACCACACGCACUCUUAUUGUUGUCUGUGCUUUGUCCUCAAUGUGCACCAUCGGCAACAAAACACACAGUUGUUACAUAUCGGGUAUGUUUGAUGGAUUUGAGAUGACUUACGGACGCAUACUCAGGGUGCACGGCAAAGUACCUGUCUGUUAAUUCUUUAGUCUUUGAGCGGACAUUUGUUUGUCGAACUCCUCUUCCAUGUUCUUGGAUAAAAUUUUUCAUCACUCUGCUUCUUCUCGUUUGUCUUCUUUGGCAUCCCCAGUUUCUGUUUGUGUGGAAGAUAUUCUGCUGGCCCUGUCAGACAAAUUUGGUGGUUCUUCGUUAAUAAUCUUCUCGGGAUAAAACGAAUAUGGGCCAGUGAAGUAGCUGAAGUGUUUCUCGGGUAAAUCCAAAGCACGCUAACUUCAACACAGCGAGCUCGCUUGUGUGCGUAUUCUGCAACGCAUACCUUCAAAGAAAGUCUCUACGCUUAAUGUUGUCAGGCUUGUGAAGCGAAUCUUGUUGGCCAAUUUAGCCAUUUCAUGUUGGAGUGGAAUCAGCCCUACUGCUGAAAUGACAAUGACCCUUCCAGAUCCUUAUCCAUAACAAACACUUUUGAAACGCCUUGGUACUGAGUGCACUCCUUUUGCAGGCUUUUUAAUAAUUCUGGUAUUUUACAUGUUUAAAUAUGUACUUCCAUAUAUCAGCCUCCUAGAGUUUAGAAUUCACCUCUAUAGCUUCAUAUUAAAGAUGAAAAAUAACAAUGAUCGGUUAUUAUUUAUAUUUCACUGUAUGUACUAUUAAAUUAUACCUGACUAACCUGAGAAUUGAACAACGGCAGCGCUAAAUAUUUAUGAUAUUUAAAUCUCAAAGGGAUAUAAAAGGGACGAUACUGAAGGUGGAAAAUGGGGGAGGGGGGUAUGGGUCACGUUUCACAAUGAAAACAAAAGCCGUUUCACCAAUUCACGUAUCUCAAAAAAGCAAUUUCACAUUUUACGGAAAUUCUAAUAAAAAUAAUAUAAUAAUAAUACUUAUUAAUAGUAUACUUAAUACAUGGUACAGCAUCUACGCUUUAAGUUAUCUCACUUCUCUGCCUGGCAGUUAAAAACUGCAUUAUAACUUACAUGUUUCAGUGACGUGUAUGUGCGACGACCUCCGAAAGGCCUGAGAAAUUUUUGCUCUUGUGCGAUCGAGUGAGAUCGAUCAUAUCAAUUAUUAUCGCAUAUUAUGUCUAUUAUGACUGUUAUAAAAUAGAUUGAAAUAAACAAAGUAAAAUCACAGUUCACAAAACAAACAUCCUUAAUUCUCAUUUCACGGAGCAUUUUUAUCGACAAUCACGCCUCACGGCUAUAGAACAAGUCACAUUUCACGACACCAAAGUCAAGCAUUUCGCACGAACAAAUAUUGACCAUUCACGACUCACGAAAAUGACCCUUUCCCACCCUCAAUACUCGGCUAUUCCGGUCAUCACUUUUCUCUCUACUUUGUUUCUUGUGCUUUUUUCCCAUUUCCUAGAAUAAUAUUUUAUAAAUACGUUUCAAUUCAACUCAAUAUCUUGGCAAAAAUAGUAGAAAACGAUCAGUGUUUCAAACGGACCAGUAAUUCGACUAAAGAUUCAACUAUUUCGGCGAGGUAGUCAACAAAUUUGCGCGCUCCUGUCGCGCCACAGUUAAUAAAAUAGGAUGGUUUGGCUAGCCGGCAAACUUCAAAGGGAUUAGGCGACGGCGGCAAAAUAUGUUGAGGAUCAAAGGAAAAAGAUGUCACGUGACGGUUUUAGUGCAUGGCUUGAGACCAAUUACUAUAAGAUUAUAUUAUAGUUUCCAAUGUUUUCAUGUUUCAUCGCGAAAUAACGGCGCUAAUAACAUUUGUUUUUGUGCUAAACUAAAGUCAUAUCAUAAAAAGAGUUAUGGACGACGAUUUAGAGGCGAUUGUAUCGAUUCCCAGGGAAUUGGAAGGCGAAAGUUGUUCGAGCAACAUUGUCGAGGAGUUGGCGUUAUUUCAUGAACAUGAAGAAACCUGCGAGAAUAUUUUCCCUUAUAAUCUUGAAAUUGCGUUGUCUUUUAUUGAAGAAGUCGAAGCAACUAUGGAAGAGGAGGUCGCAGACGCUGUGAGCGAAAUAUCAGGCGAAAAUAACUUUCCUUGCAAAAAUUGUGACAGGAUUUGCAAGUCGAAAGGUGGCUUGACGAGACAUAAAAAUGCAUAACAUGGGAACAAAAUUACAGCGGGGAAAGAGAACGUUUCUGCAUCGAAGAUAUCGCUAACACCUAAGUAGUUAAAAUCCAUUGUUGAUAAAGUUAAGACAAAAAUAAAGGAGGAUGCUUUCUGGGACAGCGAAAUGACUUCGAAUAUGGCAAGCAUAACAUCGAACGAUUCACUAUAUACGAUAAUAUAUUGCCAAUUUAUGAACGAUUUUUUCGAAAGCUAAAUCAAUAUUCAUUCUUAGCAGACUUUCGUCUUGCCUAUUGCAGUCUAAAAACCAACAAUUAUGCAGUCGUAGACGCUAUUGAUAUGAUCUCAGAUACUAGGGACACCGUACUCCCGAGACAACUUUACCGCACGGCUAUAUGAGAAACACUAGCCCUGGCACUGUAUCCCCUCCUGCAAGAAUGGCUCUAAGUGCGAGAUUGUGACUCCUGAAACAUGUAGUUAUUUGUUUGUGUGAUGUUACUCUGAGUGUAUAUCCACACCGGGCAGGCUUGAAAAAUAUGCCUGGCCACGGCGGGAUUCGAACCUACGACCUUUGGAAUACUAGCCCAUUACUCGAACCGUCCUGACCGCGUAGCUCAGUUGGAAGAGCAUUGGGCUAGUAUUCCAAAGGUAGUAGGUUCGAAUCCCGCCGUGGCCAGGCAUAUUUUUCAAGCCUGCCCGGUGUGGAUAUACACUCAGAGUAACAUCACACAAACAUCUUAUUCACCUGAGUACAUUACACCAAUACAGCAGAUUUCAUGUAGUUAUUUGUUUGAUGGCUUGGGAAUCAGGUAAUGAAAAGUUAUCUGUGGAGGCCGAGACAAAUUGUUUACAUGGACAAAAGUUGUCCCUACGACCAAGGGUAACCCUGUUUUGUAAACAGGGUGUCCCUACCGCCAGGGUGACCCUACCAGCCGAGACGAGUUGAAAACUUUCCAUAUAAACACUUGCAUUUAAAUUAAAUGUUAUAUAACGAAUAUAAUGUUGCCUCUCCUUGGGUAGUAGGGUGACCCUAGUACCCGAGAUCAUAUAAACAGCACCUAAUAAUGAUUUCAAUACCAGACCAUUUAGUGACAUUCUCAAAAGGUCUUACUACAUGCAGUGGACAUGCUGGAAUUUCUUCAGAACUUAAUGAGAAUGAACACGGUCCCCUGUCCUACAUAGCAUGCUAUGUGUUGUCAAAUCUGAAGAAAAAGUCCAAAAACAAAGCAAAUGACGACGGCUUCAAAUAAUUUUAGAACAUAUGAUCAGUUCUGGUUUGGAAAAUGAAUACUUUAAGGCACACAGUCAAGGAGGUCUGGCUACACCAUGUAAUGAUUUGGUCAAACUACUAGAGGUUGCAGGGAUUCUAUUCAGACAGUUUAUAUAUAGGGAAAAAAAGUUAAUUUGGCUUUAUGAUCCUUAGAUAAACAUACUUUUUGUACAUACAAUUAAAUAAAUUUAAAAAUAUUUAUAAUGAUAAUUUCAGUGCCUUAACAAAGUGCAUAGCAAUUGAUAUAAUUUAUGUGAUUGUCCACCAUUCCAAAAAUACUUUUAACAUAACCAAUAAUUAACACCCUACUCUCCAUACCCCUGGGCCUAAAUAUACUAGAGCCGUGUUUACACUGCGAGCCUAAGCCUGGCCUGGGCCUACCUUUGGACCAGAUUUUUUAGUGUAAAUGCACUUCGGCCUGGCCUAGGCCAGGAAAUGUGGGCCUAUCAGAACAGUUGGCCAGAUUUCCUGUCCUAGGCCAGGUUGAAGACAUGAAGUGCGUUUACACUACAAAAAUCUGGUCCAAAGCUAGGCCUAGGCCAGGUUUAGGCUAGUAGUGUAAACACGGCUUAGGGCAUAGUGGGAUAGGGUUGGGCAAUGGAUGCUCGCCAUAUCACCAUGUUGGAAAGAACCGACAAAGGGGAUACCUAUACACAUUUUAGUAGAAGUCAGAUAAUUUAAAUAGGGCUCAUCAAUUUAUUUUUAGUUCAAUAAGAAGCUAUUUGACUGUUUUGUGUACAAGAUACAAAUUUAACAUAGCAAUAUGUUAUAUAUAGUAAUAUAGCAUCCUUUGCAAUGGAGUUUAGGUAUUCUUUCUGACGUAAACCUUUGCAUAUUUUGAAUUCCCCCCUUUGUAGAGACAGCAAAAGUUCAGCAAUUUCAGCAGGGUUCAUCCGUCAUCUAUGGCUUGAAUAAAUUUUGUGAUCAUCAAGGGAGAAGCAAAUUGUAAACAUGUAACAAAAAAUGUAUACAUGAAUCUAUAAUAAGCACAAAUUUAUGGAUUGAAUAUCGCUGUCCCGAAGUUCAAUUCCCAUUUCAUCAUCGGUACAUGCUGUGAUACUCCAAGGAUCAAGCGAAACUCCCUUAACAUUUUAACAAAACUUUUCAAACGUUUCUUUUUUCUCCAUGGGUGCCAGCUUCUUGUUGUCUUUCAAGGACCCAACGUAUGCUUGACUUGGUUUCAUGGCUUUUUAACGGCAGAUUUUCAGUUGGAACAGCUCCUGUUUCUAACGAUUUCCUCUUUCAGUCUACAAAAGGGCAAAAAUUCAAUUACUAGACUAGUAUUCACAGUUAUUUAAGAUACAUUCAAUAUAUAAACCGCAAAUAUUUCAACCAUAUUGAUUAUACACAAUAAGACAAAGGCCGAGCAAUUACAAUAUUUCGCGCAAAGAUAAAAAGUCCGUACUUACAAUCAGAUGUCAAUUCUUCUUUGAAAUGACGCUCACAUACGAAAAUCUUAUUUUCCUCGAUUUUCUGCUUCAUUUCGAGAGUCAUUUCCCUUGUUCUUAGUAUCCAUGUAGCCCAUUCUUUACGCGCAAUCUCCUUCGAAGCUUUCGUCUCUUGUCAAUUAUCCACUCUAGGUCAAGGUAACUUAAAUAACGAAAGACCACUCUUUCGACUUGUCGAACAGCCAUACUUUGCACAGUUGGCACCCGGCGUAGCGUAGCUACUGAGAUUUUUCCAAAAUUCGCUAGAAAAAGCAGUUAAUUCGAAGGUUUUCGGCGUAGAAGUGCGUCGCCGCUCAUAUUGUAAAGAAUUCAUUGUUUAUCGCUGAUGCACUAAAAGCGUCACGUGACCUCAAUAGUCGAGAACAAUAACAUAUUUUGGGGGUGUGUCCAGCUAGCCAAACCAUCUUAUUUUAUUAACUGUGGUCGCGCCCAAGUGCAUAAUUCAGAGUUAGUUUGUUUGUUCUUAUUAACACCACUUCAUGUAAAUUUUAUAAGGCGGGGAUACUUGUAUUGCAUGAAUUUAAUGAGAUCACGUACGUUAAGAUUUGAUGCAGAGGGUUUGAUGUGUCACGCUACAAAACCAUUAUAUUUUAUAAAGUGUGAAAGCUGGAUUCCGUAUUCCAAGACUAAAAUAAUGGAUUCCGGAUCCGAGUCAAUGGAUUCCGGAUUGCACGUCAUGGAUUCCGGAUUCUGAAGUGCAAAUUUUUGUUGGAUUCCGGAAUCCGGAUUCCUUUACAUAGGGAGAUAUAUACCAAGAAUAACAGCAUGAAUUCACGCCCAGAUGACAGAAGAAUAUUAACAUUAGUCAAUUCAACAAGAACAAGUAGCAAAAAUCGUAAACGAGAACGAAAUAUCACAACUUGCAAGAAAUCGUACAAAGUUGCAAGAAAUCGACCAAGAAUUGCCAGGCGUCUCGCAUUUCAAGUGCAUUCUUCCCAUCAGCCCCAUUCGCCAUCUCUCCCCACUACAAUACUUCAUGUAAACUCGUCAUAUGCGCAUCACUGUUUUUUUUACAAAGAGGCGCCUGGGUACGAGGCAGGGGUAUGUGUAUAUGGAAGCGAGCCAGUCCGGUUACCUGAGCUAGGUAGAUUUUCCAAGCCGAUUUGCUUGUGCCAAGAGUGGCGUAGCCAGCGAAAUUUGACUAUCAUUCGACAUUUGACUAUUAAUUCGAAAGUAGAAUGGUAUGGACGUGCUUAAACCACCUCCACAAGUGUAUCACUAUGUGUUUGAAAAUAUCGUUAACAGUGGCCAAUCGGCUGGUAUUUUUCUUGCUGUGAAGAAAUACUGGUAUAUCGGGGAGAGGAUUUCUUUAAGCGACCAACAACAUCAUCGAAUCAGCAUAUUUACGAAUAAAAGAGAUUAUUAUACAUUGUAGUUGGUAAAAGUAAUUUGAUUGGCUAAGAGCUUACAGUUAAAUCGCGCAAUCACGCAAUCUACAGAAAAUUCAGUUAUCUGCUACUUAUCACUCAGCUAUCUGCAAAUGAGCAUGCGAUAAUUAGCAAGCAGUAUCUAUUUACAUUCAAAAUACAAUAACCUUCCGACUUCCGCUUCUGUAACUUUGUUUUGUAUUUCUGUAAUUUGUUCUAUAUUGUGUAGAGAUUUUUGUCAGCAAAUAUCGCGUUAGAAUUCCCCUUUUUUUCCUUUAUAUACGUCAAUUUGUAGCAAAGGAUACACCAUUCGUUAGAUUCUUUACAUAAAAGUUGUGAAAUUUUCAUUUUAGUACGCCAAAUGAUUGUAUUAGGUAAUUUUAAAUUUGUAGAGUAUGAACACACUAGGCGGCGGUUUAAAACCGAUUUCAGAUCAGCAAAUAUCGCUAUAAGACCUAAGUUUCGCAACUUUUAUGCAAAGAAUCUAACAAAAGGUGUAUUCAUUGCUACAAAUUGACGCAUAUAAAGGCAGGAAAGCGAAAUUCUAUCGGACCUAACGCGAUAUGUGCCGAUAAAGCGGUAAUCGUUACAGAAAAUAGAACAAAUAAAUACAAAACGAGUACCAGAAUCGGGAAGGUUCUGGUAUUUUGACUCUAACACAAACAAAUGUAUAAUAAAACAAUUAUUGAAUUCGGUUUUUGUGAUAUGCAAAAUUAUCAAAGUCUCGGUAAGCGUUUUUACCUCGGCCUUCAUAAUUCCGCAUGUCACAUAAACCUCAUCCAAUAAUUGUUAAUUAUUCUCGCUUCGAUGGAUUUAUCGUGUGUAGAAAGAAACGCUAUUAUGGAUCUACAGUUCUCUAUUAUAGCAAUUCGCAUGCAUCUUUUCAGUUAUUGCGUUUGACGAGCUCUGGCGAUAUAAAUCCAAAUCCUGGCCCUCAGCUAGGUGGCAGGAAAUAUUCAUGCACAAUUUGUGACAAAACCUUGGCUCGAAAUCAUAGGACGGUUGAAUGCGCAAGUUGUUGCUUAAAGUUUCAUGUCAAGUGCGGUAAGAUAUCAUUGAAGAGGGGGUAGUGUGGGGUACCGAUCCUGAAGCACAAAAAUUAAUGUGCCACGAUCUUGAAGCAUGAAAAAUAAAAGAAGGAAGUCCUGAAGCACGUAAAAUAAAUUUAUUACGAAUCUGAAAUGUAAAGUGAACAUGAAAUGUAAGCAACAAUCAUACUUAGAAGUCUUAAAGGUGAAUAUAAACAGUCUGUUCUAGGCGGUGUGUUCACCUAUUUGUUUACAAUUGCGUCGAUGUUCAUGAUUUAUAUAAACUUUGAAACCUCCGUUCCCCAAUCAAAAUAUAGCUAAAAUCCAGAAACAAAAUUAAUGGAAUAUAUUGUCCAGAAACGAGAAAUAACCGUCUUUAAAUACAGCUGAAAACGGAGAACGGAUAUUGAAUACACCGCAAGCACGAUACACGGCAUCCAUGUCGGGAUCGAAAAACGUUUAAUAAAAAGAUGACUGAACGAAGAACGAAUAAUUAAAUUACCCCAAUACGCAGCACGAAAAUACCCCAUUACCCCCCUCAUUGAAAUAUUACACAAGACUCAAAAAAGGUGAAAAAUGGGUGUGUACGUCUUGCUUAUUUAAGGAACUACCAGGUAAUGCUUGUUUUAUAAGUAAUGAUUGUUUGGAAGCGGGGAUGGACGAUGACGAAACAUGUAGAGGCGAAUUUACAGAGACUGAUUUUGCGAGCGUUGAAGAAAUCGCGAAAAAGUACAUUAAAAAUUGGUCAUAUAAAUGCGAACAGUAUUGCUGGUUUUAAACUUUACGAGAUUAAAUAGUAGCUGACACAAGGCUUAUUUGAUAUAUACUUGUAAUUACUGAAACUAAGGUGGAUGAAACCUUUCCAAACAGUCAUAUUUAUGUUGACGGUUUUCGCUUUUGUGGACGUGAUAGAAAUAUCCAUGGUGGGGGUAUUAUGAUGUACAUAUUAGGUCGGAUAUAAUAUACGAACAUAUUACACAACGGACAGAUCAGCACACCGGAGUUGACUUUCUGGCAUGUAAAGUAAAAAUAGGUAAAAAAUGGAUUAUGAUAAUUGGUGUUUAUAAACCACCGUCAUUAAAGCAAACUCAAUGGAAAUUAGAGCUUGAAAAUAUUUUUGAAAUGGCUCCAACCAUAAUAAACAAUGCUAUAAUAUUGGGAGAUUGUAGGAUAUUUAUGAACAUGCUUUGAUAGAAAGGGAUAGAUUAUAUAACGCGAAUUGCAUGACGGGAUUGAUCAUGUGCGAUAGAAGUGUGCGCGAAUUUGAGAGUUAAUGAGAAAACAUAUAUUUUAUACGUUGAGUUUUAGUUAUUAAAGUUAUCUAUACAAACACUUUCCACCCAGUGUGAGUUGAGAAAUAAAUAGAUUAAAGAGAUUUUAAUUGCGAUUUACUACAACCAGAUAAGUCAUCAAAAGAUGGACGUAUGCUCCUUGAUUUAAUGGAUAAUUUGCAUCUAGUAAAUUUAAUAAGAAACCCAACGCGUGCCACUAGUACUUCUGGUACUUUAAUUGAUUUAAUCCUGACUAACAAUAAGAAAAAAAUCUUGACACCAGGCGUGUUUCAUGCACAAAUUAGUGACCAUGUACUCGUUUAUACCAUAUUGAGGUUGACAACCCCAAGGUUAUAUUCACGGAAAGUAUGUACUAGAAGCUAUAAAAACUUUGAAAAGUACACAGUAUGCUUUUCGUCGCGAUCUACAGUAUGCUCCGUUUCACAUAAUGGAUAUUUUUUAUGAAGUUGAUGAUAAAGUUUAUGUGUUGGACACUUUAUAUUCUGAUAUUAUUAACGAGCAUUCUCCCAUAAAACAAUUCCAUUUAAGAGGAAAUCAAGUGCCAUUUAAGGCCCUGUUACACGGUGCAAUUUUUCAUGCAACUUGUCUCGCAAUGUUUAAAAAAACAUUUUGAUAAUGCAUUGCAAGAGGUGUUACACGCUGCAAUGAUUUUCAUGCAACUCGCAACGAUAGGGGACAGAGGCAUGCGAAGAGACUAGGGAGAGACGCUUUUCGGCGCCAAAUUUUAAUUAAAGUAAAGCGUGUACUGGAAACCUGCUCUGGGAGCUUAACUCGCCGCGAGAUAAGGCGAGCCUAUGCGAGUUAAGGCGAGAUAGGGCGAGUUAAGGACAAAUCUGGCUACUGACCUUUGCGAGUUAAGGCGAGAUAAGGCGAGUUGAGGAAAAAUCUGGAUAUUGUAUAUACACUACGUAUUUUGCUUUGUUUGUGCAUUAUGCAAAGCAAGUAUGCAGUACUUGAAGUUGCAGACCUAGAAAAGUGUUUUAUUCUAUAUUCUACAAUACAUACAUGAUAUGCACAAUAACUCGGGAGACCUGGAAACAAAUUGCAUUAAAACGAGGCUGGUAACCAGAUGCCAAAUUGUUUAAUUUGAGGCAUUAUGCAUUGUUUCCUAAAUCUUCACAGUAUCAGUUGCAACUUGCUAUCACCAGCUUCACCACAGAUUUUGUAAUUUUUAGCUGUUUUCAUGAAUCAUGACAUCAAUUAGGUUCGAAUUUGUUUGCAAGCAGCAGUCCUUGUAUUCAAUUUUUAAUUUAAUUUAAUAUAACCUGCAUUAAUAUGAAACAAAGAGAAACUAAAAAGCUUGCUAGGAAAUUACAGAUUAUUUACUAUUAAAUUUAGCACUUUAAUAACUAUUUUAAUUAACGAAAUUUCGAACCACAAUGCCAUAUUAAAUGAUAACUAACGGUCGUAAUACUAAAAUUAAUGCCCAACUUACUUGCUUUGGAAACGUAAAUGAAUGUAAAUGACAAUGAUUCCUCUAUAUAAAACUGUAUUAUUGUUUAAUAUAUUCCUAUUUCCUAUCAAGCUUUUAUAUUCAGAAUUCACUGCCUCUCAUUAACACUAACACUAAAUAUUGCAAGCAGAUAGUAAUUUUCCGCUGAAGGGAGCAAUAUUUGCAAUAUCUGCUCCAGACAGCAUCCCGCCCCCCCUGAUAAACGGAAUCUUCCUUCCCAUCAUCGCCGUAAUUCCUCUGUGGUCGGGGGGAGGGAGUCUACGCAGUCUAUAAGUCACAAUCAUUCGAUUCCACAAACUCAAUAUGGCGGGAUAUGCAUCAACAUUUUAAAGUUUUUUAUCAUGUUAUUCAUGUACUAUGAUAUUAAAAUGAGAUUAAAAAAGCCUUGUCACUACAGAUUGUUUCUACUAAAUUUAAUGUUGGUCACAGACAGGCAAACACGGUAUGUUUACUAAAAUAUUCACCUUUAACUUUGCUUUUAAUACUGUAAAUCUAUAUUUUCACGAAUUUUGUGAAUGUGAUUGUGUAUUAAAAUAUUUCUCCUAAAACUCUGCGCGUAUCGUUGGUUCAGUUGAUCUGUAUCCGGUUGUAUAUAGAAACAGUUCAACGAAUAUUAACUUUGUAGUUUGAUCUGUUGAUAUCACAGAGACCUUUAUACUAUAAGUAUAACAGUAUUUUAGCAAAAUUUGAUAGUCAUGUGAUAGCUGCAUAAAAGCUAAGCAAGUACUUUUGAUGUUUUCAUAUCAUUGUAUAGUUGAAAUAGAAUAAAUAAGUGAUCUGUAUAUUAGUAUAUAUGGGAAUAUUAGUUUUCAACCAUACUUGGCAGUUUGGGUUCUGUUAUUAUGUUCAAUUAUUUUCACUGUGAUUUAUUAAAUACUGGGUAUUACUGUAUACAGUAUGCCUGCUAAGGCCUGCUUACUGUAUUAAAGUAGAGUAGUUGGUGGAAUUAUUUGAUCAAUACAGCUUUAUGGCAUUACAGAGAAUGUAGUAAAUUAAAAGUAUGAUAACAUUUCAGAUAAUCAGGCUUACAUACUUGUAUGUUGAUGUCAGUUGCAAUGCCAAACUUAUAGAAUAUAUAAGUGAGUAUCGUGAGUCUAAAGAAUUUUGAUUGACAGUAUUUGUGUUUUACUGACGUGAAACUGUGCCGGUUUCUAUUGCAAAGUAGGGCAAGUUUAGGGGAGUUAAGCAAAAUUCUGUCAACUUCUCAUUGCGAGAUAAGGCGAGAUUGGGCGAGUUAAGCAAAAUUCGAUCAACUUCUAUUGCGAGAUAGCGCGAGAUAAGGCGAGUUAGGGCGAGUUAAGGCGAGUUAAGGUACCAGAGUAGGCCUUACUGGGGAGAGCCAAUAGGAACUCUCCAAGCUAUAAACAUUGCGAGACAAGUUGCACGAAGCCAUGUUACACGCUGCAAUGCUAAAAAUAAUUAGUGCAAUCGUUGCCAAAAGUAGAACCGAUUUCUAUUCUGUGCAAUGCUUUAUGCAACUUGUCUCGCAAAGAUCUUGACCAUUGCAAGGCAUGUUAAACGGUGCAAUGACUCGUGCAACUUGUCUCGCAACUCCAUUGCGAGACAAGUUGCAUGAAAAAUUGCACCGUGUAACAUGACCUUUAUGAGCGAAAAAUGGAGAAAAGCCACUCGCUAUAGAAACAUGCUUUGGAAAAAAAUUAUGCCUGAUCGCACAGAUGAGCAUUAUGCGAUAUACAAAAAACAAAGAAAUAUAUGUACUUCUUUGAGGCGUAAAGCAAUAAAGGCAUAUUUUCACUCUAAAGUAGAAACAUCGAAAAACCCUGGCGAUUUUUGGAAUGUUUGUUAGCCUUUCCUUCAUUCUAAAAAAUCAAAGCAAGCAAGUGAUAUUGUGUUACAAGAAGAUGGCCAUUUGGUUAAAAACAAAAGAACUAUAGUACAAUUAUUUAAUAGCUAUUUCAUGCAUGCUGCAGAUUCAGCGCCUGAAAUCAAUGAGAGGGUUUUUGGAGCGCAUUUCAGUCUGCACCCAAGCAUCCAGACUAUAUUGAAAUAAAAAUAAAUAUGAAUCAUCUGAAUUUAGUUUUCGUUGUGUAGACAAGGAUCAAGUAUAAAAACUUAUGUUUAGUAUUAAAACGAAAAAAUCAUGCGGACACGAUCAAAUAUCACCACGUCUACUAAAAGACUCCGCACCAAUAAUAGCUGAGCCAAUUGCUAAAAUAAUAAAUAGCUCAAUUACCCUAGGCCAAUAUCCCUCUUGUUGGAAAAUGGGUCAAGUGACGCCUUUAUUAAGAAAGAAAACGAGUUGAACAAAAAUAAUUAUAGACCAGUAACUAUUUUGGCCUCCUUUAACAAUGUUUUCGCGAGAAUCCUUGCUAAUCAAGUUGAAGAUUUUUAUGAGAACACAUUGGCGGAUCAUAUUUCUGCGUAUAGGAAGAACUAUAGUUGUGAAACAUCCUUAUUAAAGCUAACUGAAGACUGGCGCCAAUCUCUAGACAACAAAGAAAUUGUCACAGUUAUAUCGUUGGAUUUGUCUAAGGCAUUCGACUGCAUAUCUCAUAAUUUACUUUUGGCAAAACUCAGGGCAUAAGGACAGGGUUGGUAACUUGGUCUUUUUGCGGCCAAAUAACUCGAUUUUGGCUUUUUUAUUUCUUGUUUGGCCUUGAAAAAAAUGUUUGACCUUUUGGCUAUAUUUUGGCUUUUUUAUCAAGUGACAGGAACUUUCACUAUUGUUUAGUAUAAUUUAAUAUUAUGAAAGAAUGUUAAAUUAUAAAGCAACAUGUAGGCAUAUAAGAAUUGUGUGGCGUUGGUAGAGAAUAACCAAUUCUAUUGACAAGUGCAUUCUGUAAGUUUAUUAAAGAGCUAUCUGUUUAGUCGUAAGCAACCUGUGAAAAUUGGCGACACAUAUUCAAGUUGGGAAUUGGUAACAAGCGGAGUCCACAAAGUAGUGUCUUGGGGCCAAGAUUAUUUAAUAUUCAUAUUAAUGACUUGUUUUACAAUGUAAGUCUUGGAAUACUUCAUGCUUAUGCAGAUGAUGAACAGUUUUUACAACUCUGAUUGUGAUCCUGCAGUUCUGGAGAGUAAGCUUAAUCAUGAACUGAACAUGAUAAAUACAUGGCACAGCAAUAAUGGCGUGAUUGUAAAUCCAGAAAAACAUCAAGCAAUGGUCCUCGGCAAUUGUAAUCACAUGUUUGCAUUCCCUGUAAACGAUUCGAUUGGAUUAGUAUUAGGAGUAACUUUAGAUAACGAAUUGAAGUUGAACCGCCAUAUUACAACAAUUUGUGACAAAGUUAAAAAUCAGUUCAGUGUCAUAAAGAGGUUUGGAAAACUUUUAGCAAGAAAUUAUUAUUAAAACUUUAUAAAGUAUUUGUUUUACCACAUUUUCGCUAUUGCUCCCUCAUUUGGCAUUUUUGUGGAAAAAGGAAUACUGAAAAAUUAGAAUCUUUAAAUAGACGUAUAUUAAGAUAUAUUUUUCAGGAUAAGUAGUCUAGUUACGAUGACCUGUUAUCUCAAACAAAUGUUAGUACAUUGUAUAAUGCUAGAAUGUAUAGUAUGUUGUCUGUGGUUUUAGUUAACAGCCUUUUGCAUCCUAGGUAUCCCAAUUAUUUAAAAAGGCUUUUUAAAGUGAGAACGUCCAAAUAUAUGCUUAGAGGCCAAAAUAUAUUGGCUUUAUCCAAACCAAAAACGACCAAGUAUGGAUUAAAGUCCAUAAAAUAUUUAGCAGCCAAGAGUUGGAAUUCACUUUCGGACGAUUUUAGGACGAUAAUGGACAUUUAUAAAUUUAAAACCGAAAUUGACCACUUGCGUAAUAGACGAAAUUUUGAUCUCAACAAAAAUUUCAUCUCAGCUUGAAAGAGCAUCACAAAAUUAGUAAUAUUCCAAAGUUUCGUUGCGAAAUGUUGUAAAAUGCGGAAAAUAUAGCCUUGCGAAGUUUGCAAUUUUCAGUCAUUUUAGAUUACAAAUGGGAAAUUGACAGCCCCAAACCCUUCGAGGACCUUAGACUUGUAUACAUCAAAAUUUAGUCUAUUACGCAAAUAAUCAAUUAAAACGCUGAAUAUUUCUAUUCCUUCUUAAAAUUGUAUGGCUAGAAAUAUAUAUAUAUAUAUAUAUAUAUAUAUAUAUAUAUAUAUAUAUAUAUAUAUAUAUAUAUAUAUAUAUAUAUAUAUAUAUAUAUAUAUAUAGUACAAUCUGCAGACAUGCAUGUUUCGGCGUCCUACGCCUCAUAUAUAUAUAUAUAUAUAUAUAUAUAUAUAUAUAUAUAUAUAUAUAUAUAUAUAUAUAUAUAUAUAUAUAUAUAUAUAUAUAUACCUCAUAUUGCAUGUAUGACAUGCUGGAAGAUAUUAGCUCAUUGUUUAAUGAGCUACUCUGUAAAUUCGAGUUAAAAUAAAGUAUGUGUGUAUGUAUGUAUGUAAGACCCACACAUUCUAGGAGGGUCCGGGGGCAUGCUUCCCCGGAAAAUUUUAGAAUGCCCAUUUCCUGCGAUUUCACGCGAAAUACUCCAACGGGAACAUAAAAAAAUUGUGUGAUUAGUGGAAAGUAUAUGAUAAUUUUUUUAGAAAAAAUUUUGUAACUUUUUAAAACUCAUGCAUUUUUAUCAUAUUUCAUUAUAUAUUUUUAAACUUAAGUGAAAAUGUAGCUAAAUAUAGUCAAGUCACGAAAAAGGAAAAUAUCAUGUGUACAUAAAGUGCAUGUAUACAAUACGCGUUUUAUACACCAUAACGAUACCGUACGGUUAGCAUUCGUUAAAAAUUCACUACGUUUGUUAGUAUUAAUGUGUUAAACUUUAUAUAAUGGAGUGGUAGCAACUACAGACCACUAGGCUUGGCACUCUGAAUGUAAUGCAGUACGCCAUGCCUAUGGUUUUAAUAUAGCGUUUAAUAUAGACUAUAGUGUAUGCGGCCAGAUAUCUACAUAAACAGUGUGAUUCUAAGACUAAAUUGGUACUGUAUAUAAUUUUUAAACUCUAUAUAAGUGCUCGUGUUGCUCGUGUUUCAAUGCAUAAAGCAUAUGAACUGGCAGUAAAUAUUACGUUCUUACCUUAUAUGAAUACGACAGGCUUCAGAAAUGAAGUUUGUAUUCCCCAUUACAUUGUAUUAUACACAAUCGUCAGUCGAGUCUGUUCAAAUGCGUGAGCUAAAAUAUCUUAGUAGAAGCCAGAAAUUAUAUCAAAAUCGCACUGGGCUGCCACACUCGUUGAUUUCCAUAUUCAUAACUUUAGUAAUCUUGAAAGAAUUAGUAAAAAGUGGGUUUAGUCACGCGGAAAGUUCGCAAAUAAAGACAAUAAAAGGCCAAGUCCUGCCAUUUCGAGAGAGCAGGACUUCGCAUUUGUAAACAGUCGAUUUUGAGCAUGCGCAGACCUAAUUAUCCAAUGAGAAAGCAGAAUUUCUUGUAUGAAUUUACUAUGAGAUAUACUAGCAAGUCCUGCCGUUUGAAAAUGGCAGGACUGAAACACGAGCGCGUGUAAAUCGACGAAGAGUUGCAGUUGCUAGGUAACAGACACGGUAAGUUGUAAAUUCCGUAAUAUAUAAUAGAAUGCGAAAAAACUUUAAAAAAACUAAUAAAGAAAAAGACAAUAAAAUGAGACAAAAUAACAAUAUGAUAAUGAUGAAUUUUUAAAGCUUCAAGAUAAAUAAAGCAAUGUUUUAGUGAGGAAGUUUUUAGUCCUGCUGGGCAGGACUGAGCGCUAGCUACGCCACUGUGUGCCAGGCUGGCUCACCAAACCAAAUCAUGAACCUAAAAUUCAUAUUUUUGCAAGAAAUUGUCACGAUCGUUAUGACCCUCAGAAUCGUUCACAGACACGUUAAUGUUUAAAAUUAUAGAUCAAAAUCUGCAUGGCUCAGAGAAACUCUUAUUUACAACAAUAUAUUCAGCCUGCCAGCCCACUUAUGGGCGAGAUCUGAGACUCUGUGUGGGCUUCACAAAAUAAACAAAAUGUUUGCUUAGGAGAGCCAGCCCGAUUCCCACAUAACUGCAAGACGAAUAUUACAAGUUUUCCAGACAGUCAUAUACAGUAGUUAGCACAGCCAAGUAGAUUAUCAUUUAUCACAGUCCGACAAUACCACCAUAACAGCCAUCCAAAACAUUUUGACUCCAAAUUGCUGAUUACUUUUCUAUAGGUAAAUUACUACUCACAAGUAUCAUAUUAAUAGGCCUUAAUUAUAGCAUAAAUUUCAAUUUGUAAAUAAAAUAGACAGAACAAUUCGUAUAUAAACAUGGUGUAAUAAAAAUAUUUAAUAAUUAGAGAACGAGGCCGAGUUGUCUAUGAGCGAAUAGUCAACGAGGCGAAGCCGAGUUGACUAUUUGCUCAUAGACAACGAGGCCCAGUUGUCUAAUUGUUUUAGUAUAAACUUUAACAUUAAUUUACAACUAGGCUUCAAACACAAUACAAAAAUAUACAAAAAAACAUUAUAAAACCAUUAAAGGUAAACAAAUAUUUUAGUUUUUGUUCGCGUAAAAUGUUUUACAAAAUUCAGUUUUAAUUUUAAAAUUUCAUUGAGUUUAUGUUAUUUUGUUUAUUUUUUUACCCUUAAAAAUUGCCAUUCCAUAUUUUUGUUCCUUUUUUGUUUUUUUUUAGUACAGAAUUGUUCAACAAGUCGUCCAAAAAAGCAUAAGACACGUCUGCAAAAGUGCAAAACGCGAAUUUUCCGCCAUUUUGAAUUUUCUAUUAGUAGGCUAUCACUAAUAGCCUACUAGAAGUGUAGCCAAUCAGAAGGCACGAAAUGUGAUAGCCUACUAAUAGGUUUAUACUAAAAUUUUAUAGUCAUUAAAUUAAACCUCGAUUGAUGGGCUUCAACAAGCAAUUUCACUAAAGGGUCCGCAGUGAAGAGGAGUGAAUAACAGCUAUGUUAGGAGAAAUCUCCAAUUCUUCUUGGAUUACUUUCUUUAAAACAUUCAGUAGAAGAUUGGGGUGUAGGAUUAUCGGUAUAUAAUGGGAAAACACAGAAACGGCACGCUCUCCAUGGAAGAAAACAAUAAAAUAGAUACACCUUGGAAGCAUUCCUGAUUCCCUGCCUACGUAGUAUUGUUUCCUACUCGUCACGUUGCCUCAAUAACUCGUUAUUCGACCAAUUUUCGCUCAAAAAGCUCAAAAUAUUUUGGAAACUUCUUCACUCCUUGGAUUAAUUUCGGUUUCAAUAAAAACAACGCGUGUGUUAUUGCCGGAAAUGAAACUUGACCAAGCAUAAACCGAGAUGCCAAACUUCCGGUGGAAUCCCCAGGCAAAAACAAUUGCAAACAUGCGCAGAAGCGACUGUAACAUACCCUUAAGGCGGUCAAGAUACCCGCCAUAUUGAAACGUCAUUGUUGCCGUAAUAUUCGUAGUCACGUAACUUUUGGUAGAAAAAGCAACUUCUAUUGAUGUUGUUUUACACAACAAAGCACUCUUUCCUUUUCAAUAGAUAAAAAUGUUCCAAAAAGACAUAUCUAAAUCGUAAAUUUUCCAUUUUUAGAAAACUAUUUAGACUCACCUUAAGAAGUUCUUUAAAUCUAUGCUUUUAAUGUUAAUGAUCCCAUGGCACCUUUUAAGACCUUAUUGUAUAAGAAUCGGAAUAUUAAUUUUUUUCUAUCUUUAUGAUGAUCAGUCCGUCAUGAGUCCUUCGUAUGGAGAAUUGAUAACACCGGACGUAAUUCUGUGCCAAGUAUGACUUUAAUUUUCUUCAGACAGUCUGUGCAAGUGAAACGCAAUAUGUUUAUAUUAUUUUAUCAAUUGUAUUUCAAAAUUGGGCUUUUCCAGAAAUUAAGAAAGAUUUUAACAUUCAGUGAACCAUAACUUCAGCUGUUGAGAAAAUGCAUUAUCUAAAUGUACUGCACCAAUCAGUUUCAGAACUUCGAAAUUUCCUCAAAUAUUUUGUACAAAAAUCAUUUCAUUGCGCGAAUUAUUGAAGUUGCAUGGACAAACUUGUUUAACGAUCGAAUAAAGCAUUUAAAUUAGCGCUAAACCCAUCCAGACAGUUUGUUAAUGGUUUCUUGUCUCUAACAAUACUGUAUAUUACUUUCUAUUUCAGAAAGAAUAUCUGCAAGUUGAACUGCCGUACUUAGCUGACAUCAGAAAGAUUGUCACGGGAGGAAACGUGACUUCAUAUAUCGUGAAAUUUAGUCAAGAUGGGAGAAAAUUCAAAUAUUAUAACCAUUCGGCAGAAUUGAAGCAAUUGGUAUGCACUUUCCUUCUCUUUUUGCACAAUUCGACACUUUCCCUGCACGAUUAUGUAGUUAAAAUAGAAAAUUCCAAUCCUGCUCUAAAUAUGCUCUACUGCAUGCAUUGAACACUUCAUAAAAAUAUCGCCAAGCAAACCAGUGUAUAUAAAAUUCUAUAAUUCCCUCUUGUCUGUAGUCCCUCAGGCAGAAUAAAAAUACUGGAACAUUUAGCUGUACAGCGACAAAAAUAUAAAACGGGAAAAUAUGCGGAAUAUUUCUAGGUAUAUAACUAUGUUGUCCCCGAGCAAACGGCGCGGAGCGCCGUUCCGGUCGUCAGCCCGGGGCGAGGGUACUAAUUCCCCUCGGCUAUUUACACCCGGGGAGAGGGAAGCAUUAGCGAAGUCUAAAGUUCAUCAAUGAUCGCGGGCUUGAUUCUGUUUUUCAGACCUAUAAGGUUUGAAAAAGCAAUGGAUGGCCAACCGUGGGUGAUCAUCCUCACUGAUCUCAAAAACAUGACUGUUUGCCAGGAGUGGGAUAAACAAGAUUUCAAUUUUCAAAAGCAUAUAUUUGGAAAAUCACGUUUCACACAAUGAGCUUUGAAGCAAUUUUUAUUUGAAGAAAUGAGAAGAAUCGAUUUACUGUGGAAAAUCGUGGAAUAUAGGGCAGGUUUGCUUUGAUUGUUGAAUGUUUAUGAAUUUUGUUCCUUUAAUUUAUUGCGUAAAAAUGCACUAUUUCCCUUUUCAGUGAAGCUGUAUUAAAGUUUGCUAUAGAAUUACCCUGUUUAAUUUAAGAAAAAAGGUAAAUGUAAAGGAGAGCAAAUUAAUUUGAAAAACGAACUGAUGUUACUCAACAAUUUGAACUUAUUUUGUUUUAUAAAGUAAAAACAGUUUAUCGGAAAAAGCAGUUUAUAGUUUAAUAUUAAAAUUUAACCUGAAUCGUGUCGUAAAAUCACUGGAAAAAAGAUUUGAUUUACAUACUUUACAGAAAUGAUGUAACUUUACUGCAAAUUUACAGUAAAACCAAAUUUCGAACAAAAAUGUACAUUGACAUGGUAUGUACAUUUUUUAAUUGUAUGUAAAACCUGUGUCAAUUCCAUGUAAAUAUCUACACUUUUUUCGGAAAGACUGCAAUAACCCUGGAAAACCCAUGUGAAACUUUGAGCAAAUUCACUAUGUAAAAACCCUGUAGAAGAUUCCUCAAGAACUGUGUCAAGAGCAUGUAAAUUUAAUUUUAAAAAGCCUGGAAACUUAUUGUAAAAAUGAUGGAAAUUCCUCUGUCCAAAUUAUGUAAAAACAAUGUAAAAAAGCUGUAAAAAUAAAUUAAAGAAAACCUGCAAAAAAGCAAAUUCACAAUGUAAAAACCUUGUAAAAGAUUCCUCGAGGACCGUGUCAAAAGCAUGUAAAUUUAAAUUCAAUACGCCUGGUAAAUAUAGUGUAAAAAUCAUGUAGUUUUAAAUUUCAAGAAAUCAUGUAAAAAUUACGUAAAUUUAUCUGCAACGAACCAUGUAAAUAUGCUGUAGGAAACCAAUUAGCCAUUCCGAAAUUGAGGAGAGGACUGGGGACGAGUGUUGAAAAGUGCCCAAAUUAAGAAAUUAACCAAAUAGCUAAAAAGACCCCCUCAAAAUUAGUAAGUAUACGAAGUUUAAAGUUAAUACCCUUCGAAUAAUAAGCUUUCGAAAACUGUGAAAUUACUGAUUAAAAGUUUGUUUUUUGGAAAUAAUGUUUCGUUCCCGUGGUUCCAAUAUAAUUAUGGAAAUAUAGAUUCCAAUAUAGAAAUACCAGACGUCUUUAAUUAGCGGUUGUGACCAAUAGAUCACUGGUUCAUUUUGUGAAGCGGGCGGGUUCUGGUAAUUUUUUCGACGUUUUAGUAAUUUUCACUGAUUAACUAAUAGUAUUAGCAUUUGUAUUGAAAAUGAGGAAAAACAAAGAAAACUAUAUAAUAAAUAUAUACCGCUGUUGGCGCUUUGUUUUAACAUGUAUUUUAUUAUCCAUGGUUUUAAUAAAGAAUUUUUAAAAAUACUUCAAAUAUAAAUCCUGUAGAUUGGCGGGCAAAAUUUGCUUGCAGGCAAAAAAAUCACCGCUCCGAGAUGCUAAAUUGCUAAUAGUGAGGUGGUAUUAAAAAUAUAUGCCGCUAUUUAUAAAAAUACUUCAAAAUGGCGACAAAAUUAUAUAUUAUCUAAAAGGUUUAAUAGUAUAAAGAUACACAAAUAUUUCUGGCGUCCUUGGUCCACACACACUGAUUCACGAGGUUAGCAUUUAUCAACAAGGCUACGAAGCAUGGGUGGACGACAAUUAGGUAUGUAUAUUUAUAGUUUUUGUAUAAAAUCCCAUGCAUCUGAUUUAUAUUCUUUGGCUCUUUGCUAAAUAUAUGUAUGCACAUACUUUAAAAUAUUUGAAGAGCAUUGUGUCUUUAUAUUGAGGUCGAUGACGGAAAUUGGCGGUUCAUUUUGUGUUCACCGAACAAAUCCAAAAUUUUAUAAUAAGUGCAUGGAAAAACUUGAUAAAGACGCACAUGGCCAAAUUUGUGAAAAAUGUAUUUUUAUAUUAGUAAGGGUUUGCCUUUGGUAAAAUAUAUUAAAUAUAUUUAUGCUUAAUACGCUUAAUUAUAUAUAUUGUACAGCAAUACAGAAUUUGCAUGCAAAUAUCGAAUGUUAAUACUCAUGCAAUUAAAUAAUAUGAAAAAUACUGUAUAUACUAAUACAGUCGACCAAGUCGUUGCCUCUACUUAAUAUGGACACCUCUUAAAGUAUUAUGCUUAAUAGGCUUAAUUAUAUAUAUAUAUUCCCGGGCGUACGUAAUUGAUAAAUAUUGAUAUCAAUCAAUACCAAUUGAUAUUUACAUGUAUUAAAUAAUCGAUUGAUAUUAGAAAUCAAUAAAUAUCUGUAACUUUGUAAAUUUGGUGCGACUUUCAUCGAUUGAUUGAUUUUUUAAAUUGAUUGAUUUUUUAUCGAUUUUCAUUGAUGGAAAAACCUGUGUUAAUAUGCAUGCAAUCAAACAGGUAGCGCUGUAAUUUAAUUAAUACAUACUUUAAUUAAUGUUGUAACCAAAAAAAUGUUAACGAAUUCAGUAAAAAUGAAUGAAUUAAUUAACUUUUUAUCUGGCCAUACAGAUCGAAUACAUGUGUACCUUUGAAAAAUGGGAACAGAUAAUAGCUUGAACAUGCUGACACACUGUUUAGGAUAUAUAAAUCGAUAAAAAUCGAUCACCUGUAAGUACUCCGGAAUAUAUUAUGCAGCAAUAGAGAAUUUGCAUGCAAAUGUGAAAUGUUAAUACUCAUGGUAUGCAAUUAAGUAAUAUGAAAAUUAUAUACUGUCUACCUCUACUUAAUAUGGACACCUCUUGUAGACGGACACUGUUCUUGGGUCCCAGUCAAAACACAGCUAUUAUAUAUUAGUACUAUAUAAACCUCUCUUAGGCAGAAACCAAGUGAAGUCAUGAGGGGUGAGGGUAUCCACUUGUAUUAAACACAACAAAAACACAACUAUGUAGUACACUGUUUUCUUGGAAGAUGUUAGAGAAGAAUGAUCUCUUGAAUAAUAUCAUCGUUCUCCUUGUAUUUUAGGGAGAUUGGUAGUUUUUGUAGCAGCGCAGCUGUCAACUCUUCAGCGUGGCGGUUUUCAUUUUCAUCAAUGGUGAAAAGUUGGAUGAAUACUUUUUGGAACACUGUGACAGACUUUAAGUCUUCUUCAGUCUGAAGGCAGAGAUUACUCACAUAUGCUUUUUGCAAUUUGUCAUCAGGAUAAAUUUUCGAACAACGCGGGCACUGGUUGGUGGAAUCGAGCUUUUUGUUCCUGCAUUGUUUGUUACUGCAGCUGUUGUAGCAAAUAACAUUUUGAAUGCCAAUGAUGGUUCCAUCUUUGUAGAGUUGAUCAUAUUCAUCAUCAGUGUCAAUGAGGAUCAAGUCCUGGUUUUCAGACACCUAUUCAUGCAAGCGGGUACAGAAAAGGUAUGUGUAAUUAUGGCAAAUAGAGCAUAACAGUAAUGUGGAUUACAGACGUUAUAUGUAUAUUGCUCAUAAGAUGGAAAAAGAAGCUUUUGCAUAUUUAAUUUUAUGCAAUAAGCUAUGUCAGACUUUCAAUUUAUGUGACUUAUUUAAUUUUUAUAGAAUAUAUUUGGAUUUUGUAAAUCACACAAAAAAAUGAUGAGAUUAAUACACCCUUUCGAUAAUUAUGUCGCACAUAUUUUUUGGUCUUUGAGCCUCGCUCUCAUCAGUAAAUUAUGCAAGGUGAUUGGCUCAUGAUUCAUGAGAGCUAGGCUCCCAGGUCAAAUGAUGUAAUUAUCAAAAGGGUGUAUUGUUCUAGAUAACAGUGAAAUAUUUCUCAUGCUACUGAAGAAUUCGGAUCUGUUUUUUCAGCUAUUAUAAUUUUUCAUUUACCUUCACUUGAGUGUGAGUUGUUGAAGAUGCCAUUGGUCUAUUCUGGAACAUUGAUGUCUGUAGUCCAGUAAAUGAGAUAACGUCUCCUUGGGAAAGUGGUAGGGAUGCCUUGUCUUUCCAGAGAGAUACUUGCAUCAUCCCAGUUGUGUCUUUCAAGAACACUUUCUUGAGGUCUAUCGAGUUAUUUUUUACCUUUAUUGGUGGUUCAAUCUACAGUACAUAGUAGAGGUAGAAUUAAAACACACUAUAUAGUUGUUACAGACUAUUAUAAUUACACUUUUAUAGCAAGUAAGGGUUUCACAGACAGGGUUGGAUCAUAUAGUACUGUAUGUACUCACCAUCUAAGAAACAGUUUUUAAAUUAGAGACAUAUAAAAUACUGUAUUACUAGCAAACUUUUCUACUUUAGGGAAUAGAGUAAAUAUAUGCAGCAAUUUAUUCUUCUUAGGAGCUAUAUAGAAAGUGAAUACUAAUAAUAGCUUUUUUUGGCAAAUGCAAUCACUCAUACAUACCUUUGUAAUUUUUCCCUCAAUGGAUAUUUGUCGUUUUCUAGGAAGUUUCAAUGCCUCUGCUAUUGGGGUCAAUUUGAUGGUUGGGAAGGAUGGUAGGAGUGGUAGUGGUAAGUUUUGUUUCAAGUUGAAUGUUGGAAUAAGGAAGAUGCUUGAUUGCAUGUUGAUGUUCAAUUGAGGCUCUUCAUCACAAGUGGUUAUGGUGCACUUCGAAAUAACAAUUGAUGUGUUUUUCUGAAAGAAUUUUUUGACAAUGUCUUUUUCGUUUGAAAUGUGACAUUUGAUUGUGCCUGAAUCAUCAGCAACAAUACUCAUGACAAUGACAUUUGGUGUGGUUGGAUUAUCAUCAUGAUGGUACACUGGAUCCACAAUAACUUUAACUUUAAUCGGUUUUGUUAUAAUUGCUUUUUCAUCAGAUGAUGGAAGGUUUUUCAGGUCAGAGACAGUUUGAAAUGACAUCUUAAAAGAAAAUAAGAAAAUGUUAACUAAUUAGCCUUUCUCACACCGACAUUUUUGGGUGGCAACCUUUUUGUAAAAAGGUAGUCACAAUAGUAAGCUGUGAAAAUGAAACUUUCUAUAACUAUAGUACUGUAUACAUAAUGAUUAUAAAUCGAUUUACAGUUAAAUAUUUGAAAAAUUAUUUUCACAUCCCUUAGAUUUUUCACGUUGUUUAUAAAAUAGUGAUCCUAAAAAUGGCAGAUAUAUACUGUAAUUUAGACCUUUGUGAGAAAGGCUAAUUAAUUAUCUGGCAGUUGUGUGUCUCUUGUUAGGUUUAAUAGUCGUUGCAUUUCCUGAGUAACCUUUCUUGAAACUUUUAUAGACUUUUCAGUGAAUUCUGUUAGUGCAAGACCACGUAAAGAUUGUACACGACUUAAUGCUACAUAUGCCUGUCCAGGUUUAUUGCAUUUGGGUCCCAAAUUGAUUACAACAUUAGAAACAGUCAUUCCUUGGCUUUUGUGAAUUGUUACUGCCCAUGAUGGCAUAAGUGGUAUUUGAGUUCUCUGAAUCUGAAUUCCUUCUUUGCCAAAAAAGUCAACAGUAACUGGUUUUAUUAAAAUUGCUUGUGUUGUUGAGUCUUUAAAAAGUUUCCCUACUCGUGGGUCAUCAAAUAGGACUUUUACUCCAUAAGGCAUUGUUUGAUUGUCUGAAAAUACAAUACUAACAACAGUUCCUUGUGACCCAUUCACUAAUCCAUCUGUGGUCAUUAUAUUUCGUAAAAGCAUUACUCUUGCACCUGGUAGUAUGAAAAGUCUGGAUGGCAAUCCUCCACAUUCUGAAUCAUUAGUUGGGAUUAAUUUGGUUGGUGCUGGUUCAUUUGUAUUACUGUUUAUGUCUAUAGCACAUAUUUGACAUACUUCAGAUUUUUUUAAUUCUGAAAGCUCCUUCAAUUUAAAGUUGUUAUAUUCAAGGCACUGUUUCCUUGUUGGGAAAAGUCUUAAUGCAUUUUUGAAUGGUGCCUCAUUAACAUUAAUUUUUGUUCUUUGUACAAGUGUGUGUAUAUCAUUAAUUGUUUGUUUUCCAAUUCGUACUCUGUUUAACAGAUUAGCAUACUCAGAAUCAUCUUUUUGUCUUACAUUUGAGACUAAAAAGAUUGGUUUGAAGUGGGUAACCCACAAGUUCAUUUCCCCUGUGUAGGUUAUUUCAUCAAAUAUAUAAUGAGCAGCCACAGGUUGUAACUGAUAAAAGUCACCAAAUGCUAUAACAGAACAGUUUCCAAAUAGAUUGGGCAUGUAAUUUUGUGGUUUUUUAAUUUCUUCCAAUCUCUGAUGUACAAAAUGAAACAUGUUGUCGCUUACCAUGCUGAUUUCAUCAAUAACUAAAUAUUCUAAAUUUGAAUAGUCAGAUUGCAGUUGAUCUCUUCUAGCUGCAGAUAAUGGAUUGCAUGAACUCUUUGAGGUAAAGAAGGAUUUGGGGUGUUGGACAGGCAAAUUGAAAGCACUAUGAAGAGUACUACCACCAAUAUUGUAAGCAGCACAUCCUGUUGGUGCUGUAAGUAGGAUUGAUUUUCUCUUUGUUUUUCUGAAUACUAAUUCUCGUAUGAGGUUGAUAAGAAAUGAUUUCCCUGUACCUCCACCUCCAGUAAUAAAAAGGAAGAGAGGAUUUGGUGGCACUUUUGUUAGUGAUUGCUUAUAUUGUUGAUUUCCAUUGAUGUGAUUUUCAACUAGAAGAUAUAUAUUCUUUUGUUCUUCUGUCAGUUUUGCUACAGUUUCCAUAUACUCUUUAUCAGUCAUAGUAUACAAAGUAAGAGCUGCCCAAUCUUCAUUCAAAUUAUCAUCUAGUACACACUCAUGGUCAUUUUCAAUAUUUUGUUUGUCUUUGUCGAAAAAUACAGAAUUUGUUGUUUUACCUAUGUCUUCAAGCAACUUAUAUUUAUUUUCAUAAUUGUUUUCACUGUUGUCAAAUUUCUCCUCAUAAUGUGCUGUAUUAGGGGUUAAUGAAUAGGUCAUAUCCAUGUCUUUGUUUUCUAUACAUCGAAUGACGUGAAGUGCUUUUUGUAAAUCAUUUUGAAUGUUUUCUCUUGAAUAUGCAGCGCUAUCAAAGGUCUCGCAUUUUGCAAAAAAUGCUUCAUGCGAAUUUUCAUAUGGAGAAAUUAAGUCCAUUUCUGAUCGAAAAGGCAAAUAACAAUACAAUUUAGAGUAGAAAUAUUCAUCAUUGUCAUCAUGCAAACCAAUUUUUGGCAUUCUUAAACAAGCUGGGUUGGAACGUUGUUUGAUUCUUUUUGCUAAAUUUUGUAGCUCAAAACAUGGUUGACGAUGGUUGUCGUGUCUGCUUGAAUUACAUAAUGAAUACCACGACAUAAAAGUGGUUAUGCACAUCUUUUCCCAUAGUUCUCCUUGGGGACGGAAGCAGUAGUAAUCGGCAAGGCCAGUUUGAAAAACAUCUUCAUUGUCAUCAUCUAAUUGGUCUCUUUCAAGUUUUGAUCUUAGAAUUUUAUGCCUGUUCUCUGGUUUUCUACAGUUCAAGAAUACUGUUUUGACAGAAGACUCAAUUAAUGGCAAAUUUGUCAUUCGGAAUGCAACCUCUUGUGCAGAUAUUUGCCUAUGUGAAAGCACUGUAGAACCUAUAGCAUGGAUUUGUUUUCUUUGUGAGCAGUUGUCUGGAAGUUGCUCCAAAACCUUUUUAAUUGCAGAUUUUAGUCCUUCAGGUUCAGACUUGCAAAUAUAUGUGCAGAUGUACAUAGCAACCCCAUAUACAUUGCGUACAAGCUGUAUAUCCAUGUUAGCUUUCCAUGCUUUUAAGAUGUGUGGAUUGUAGGCAUUUAUCAUGGAAUCAGUUUUUUGCCUCCUGGUAACAUAAAACCUAGAUGUAUUUCCCUGAUCAAUAUUGGUUUUAAUUCUGGUUUUUUCUGAUUCUGGUUUGGGAAAAUCAAAUCUGCAAAGCUUAUUUUUUUUGGUGCAAGACUUUGUGUGAUGAUGAGUUUGAAGUUUUUCUACCAAAUAUUUAAGUUCUGGGUCUGAGUCAUCAGGUAGAGUUGUCGACACAUAUUUAUCAAUAAAUGCAGGUGCAAGUGAUCGUCCAAACUCUGUUUGUAAGUCUGGGUGUUCCUUUGUCCAAAUAAACAUGUGAAUAUGAGGGCUACCUCGCAUUUGAAACUCAAUUCGCAAGAAAUAAUUCUCUAUUUCCCCUAAGGGUUUGUGUUUUCCUUUAAGAAUAUAUUUCAGGAAUGCUUGUUUUCUACGAUUAAACUGUUUUGCAACUAAUAUGGGGUUCUCUCUCAUUAGUUUCCAUUUGUCAGAAGAACUAAGUGUGUGUAAUUCUUUUUUGCCUUGGGUUAGUAGAUUGAAUAAAUCUGGCCACUGCAGAUCUGCAGCAGACAAAGUUAUGAACCAUGUUGGUGCACCUAAUGUGUUUAUUCUAGCUAAUAAAUUCAUUAACUCAUUUCUCCAGUAAGCAGGUGUACCUCUUAUUUGACGCAUAAAUACGUAAGAAUCCUCAAUUAUGUCGGCAUUAACUUUGCCUCUUAAAUCACCAGCUUUAAGUCUUUGAACACUAUUUGUUGAUGAGGAUUUCAUUCUUAGAGCAAUUGAGAUACAAUCACUAAGUUUUCUUGCUUCAUAAACAGAAUUUGCAAAGAAUAGGUAUGGUAUUUCAUUAGAAAAUCUAGUAUCCGAGUUCACCAGUCUCGACUGAAAAUAUGCCAAGUCUGUUAUUUUCUUUUUGCGUUUAGCUGAAAAACCAUUUUUUCCCCAUGGAAACAGCCAAGGAAAUGCUAAUUCUUCAAGUGGAGUUGUUAUUUGCCCUAAAAGUUUGACUGGGUUACUUGUAUUUACUGGAAAGGUAAAUGUGGAAUCUGUUUUGGCAUUUUGUUCUGAUAUGUUAGUGUUGAACAAAGACUUUUUUGAUACAUUUGGUAAAGCAUGCGACUGUGUUAUACUGCAUUCAAUUACAUCUGGCCACGAAUCUGUGCUACUACAUGGUUUAAUUUCACGUGAUAAACUGUUCGUUAUUUCGAUAUCUUUGUAGAGAAUGUUAUUUUGUUUUAGCCAGUGCAAUGCAUUGUAAACCUUGUGGUAAGACACUGGAUAUGCAGUAUCUGAUGAAUCAUUUGACUUGACAAAAAUUAUGUCAGAGUUUUCAACUGGUUUUGGUAGAUUCUUGCACAUUUUAGAUAUUUCUAUUGGAAAAUGUAUUGAUUGACCUUUUUCACCAAAUUGUCCACCAGGCAAAAUUACUAUGGUUAAGUAGAAAUGAAUUUUUGAAAUAAGGCGCUUUUCCAUAUCGUUAAGAUCCUUAAGCUCUGGGGGUAUAACUCCUGGAUCCAGGUUGUUUGUAUAUGCUAAAGGCGGUACUGGAGUACCACGAUUUAAAGAAGAAAGACACUUGCCACAAACUGUGUAGUUUGUACAUUCUUGGGAAUAGACCUUUUCUUCAUUUAUAAACAACAUUUUUUUACAGUAAUGACAAUUACUUUUUGGUAUUUGUUCAAUAAAGGACAUAAAGUUUUCCACAUCAUAUUUAAAAUCUUCCAGGUUUUUACCUUUAUUUGUUUUAAG